CCGCAUCGUGACACGCUGCCUAUGCCCCAUCCACGUUGCUAUAAUAAACUCGGGCAUGCCAUCCUCGCUAUCGCAAGUAUUCUAGUUGCCACCCGCCGCGGCCGCACUACUUUUCCUCUUCUACCUUUACCUCUACCUCCUAUCCACCCGGCCGUGCUACCUCCGUCACCGUAUCCUCCGCGCAUCCUCGUCGGCUUCCAUGCACGCCGCACGGCAGGCCUGCCGACCAAAACACCAGGUCCUCGUCCUGAAGUGUUACCCAAAGUUCCAGAAGAACAAUGCCGACGUGAAAGCGAACUCGAGUGAGCUGAGCUACCUGCUCUACUAUGCCAGCACGCGACGCAGCAAGCUGCAGAAAGUGGGCGACUUUCUGGACAAGCGCACCACGGCCGAUGUAUGGAAGGGCCGCACAGGAAACGUAAAAGUUAGUCUCGAGAUCCUCAAGGCCCUCAUCGAGAAAUGCCCGCAAAACCUGUCCCUCUACGCCAGCUCCGUCCUGCGCAUGCUCCGCACCAUCCUCAAGUCCGACGAUGUCUCCAUAGUCGAGGAGUCCAUCCCAACCUUCAAGAGCCUCUGUGCGCACCAAGACCCCGCCACCCUCGCUGCUGACCAAGACUUCAUCAAGCAAUACGAGGAGAUUGUCCAGCUAUAUGCGCAGUUUGCAUCGAAAGAGGUCGUCAAACACAACAAGACGCCCAUCAGUUGGCCAGUCGCUAUCAGAUUCCGCAAGGCCGGCCUCCAGGCGCUGAAAGCGGUUGCCUCGUCGGAAUCGCUCGGAUCCGAGACUGGUCGCCAAUUGGCCGUAAUACUACCCGUUAUCCUCUUAAACAUAUACUCAGAAAGCGGCGACUAUCUCCGGGGGCUCGAGAGCCGCGAGCAGGAGAAGGAGGAACACGAGAAAGAAAAGGACAUUCGGCGGAGGCAGAGCGUGUCCACAGUACGGACGGCCGAGGAUGAGGAGGGCGAUCCUAUCGCAGCAUCAGGGACUACGGAAGAUGCGGACAAGCUUGCGGAAGAGGAAGUCGGCAUCGUCGCUCUACAGGCGCUGAGAAAUAUUUUCAUAGGUGUAAAUCGUGGUCAGCUCCGCCUCGCCACAUCUGCGGUACUGAAGUUCAUCGGUGGCCACGCCAAACCGCACCAACACUUCCCUGCUCAUGAAGGCAGCAAUGACAGCUGGCCGGCGACUCUUCUGGCCAUGAUAUGUCGCUGGGCGCCGGUGCAGGAUCGAUACACAAUUCUCGUCGGCGCCAUGGAAACGCUCAUCCGAAGCCCCAUCAUCGAGGAUGACUUGGAGCGGCAACUGGUUCUCGCAACUGUACUUGAUUACCUCCUAAGCUCGACUAUUAAUUUCAUUGGACUCAGCGUUAUGGAUGUAUUGAUUGGGCUUAUUUCUCACACAUUACUCCUUCUUCAACUCGGCGGACCCGGAACAACAAUUCUGCCGCAUCACUCGCAGGCGACUCCCGUGACGUCGGAGAGGGAUGUAAACAACCCGAAGUCGUCGGGAAGUCAGGGCGGAGCGGUAGUAGAACUGGUCAAGGAACCAUCACAUUUCCGCGUGGAGCUACUGAAUACACUACAGAAAUGCAUGGCAAGCCUGUCAACCCAUGUUUAUUACACCGACCAGAUCUCCGAUAUGGUAGCGGCUAUCCUCACUCGCUUAAAGCCUUCGCCGUCAUCAGGGGUAUCCAACACUGCGGCUGCAAUUGAGGAUCCGGUUGGAGCAGUGGAUGCAGUAGCCAGCUCUGCAAGCCUGCACGAGAAGACUGCUCAUGUCGAUAGAUUCUUUUCCUUCGAAACAGCCCGGCUAACAGCACUUGAGGCCGUCAAGGCCAUCAUUAUUACUGCAAACACUCGGCGGCCCGACGGCUCCUCGGCUUCUGUUUCUCGCGGCUCCAUUGGCAUCAGAGUGUGGGAGGGCACGCAGUGGCUUCUACGCGAUCCUAGUGGCAAGGUCCGGAAAGCAUACGUUGAUGCGCUGAUCACAUGGCUCAAUCUGGAAAAGAAGAAAGAAGACCUAAGGGUUGUUGAAGACCAUCGAAAGAAGGAGAACGACAAGAACGGUCUAGCCAGAAGAGCUGUCUCGAAUGCGUCGGCUAGAGAGAAAUCCCCCAAGCGCGACAAGAACAAGUUCCUGGCGUUGCUGCAUCUAGCCGUUUAUGAUAAUGCCCUGCAAUUCGUUGAUUCUGAAGCUGAUUUCCUACUGCUGCAUCUCCUCCUAUCCACGUCCAUCAACAAGCUAGGCGUGAAUGCAGUGCGGAGUGGCUUGCCUAUGAUUCUCCGACUGCAAGAGGAUAUUCAAAAUAUUGACAAUCCUGGGGCCAAAGUUCGGAUAGGAAGCUUGGUCCAUGGCUACCUCUGGGCUCUCAGCAUGGCUUUGGACUUUGAAACCUCAUCCGUUGGACGAGCACUCCAUUCCGAGAUCUCCAGACGCAACGACAAAGGACUUUGGGUGAAAACCAUCCGCAUUCCGCCUAUGCCUCUCGACCGCAUCGACGUCCCGAACUCCGACCCUGUCCGUGUCUCCAUAGAUGCCGUCCAGGCCGAGGCCUUAAAACCCUUUGACAAUCGGUCUGCUCUCGUCGACAAAAUCGCAGAAGGCUACUCUUCGUUGCUCUACUCGCCACCUUCCAGUCCACCAAGCUCUCCAGGCCGCUCCCUGAGCAUGCCCAUCAUCGCGCCACAAGCACUCGGACCCGCCCCCCAACUCCCCUCAAAGGUCAAAGAAGAGUUGAUGUCCGACUGGACAAAGGAUAUCUGCAUAGCGUCUAAUACCAAAGACUCUUCUUCGGCGUCUAUGACAGGUUCGAGAACUGGUACAUCCGCUCACGCGACGCAGCAAAAGAACAAUUACCUUGGCAUCACGAUUCCGAACGGGAACCUGGACAGCGUAAAUAAUAGCCCGCUACAUACUCCGAGGAGGGGCCAUAGUCGACCGCCAUCAACAGCUUACGGGCUUGUUGGACGACUGAGUUCCCCUCAUCGGACGCGCAGCCCGAGCGCCACCCCCGGAAGCACGAGUUCGGUGCGCUCAGCCGUGAGAGUAGAGGACCUGAAGCGUGUCUUGAGCGGCAAGGAACCUCCUCGAACGAGUUAUUCUACGCGGGUUGCAAGCCAUCACCACCACCAUGACUCCGCCACUGACUCCUCAGCUUCAGACUCCAUGGUAAGCGUGCACAGUCUGUCUGACGCGAGCUUCGUAACCGCAGAGCACCCUCCGCACCCGCUGCCACAACCUCUUUCCUCAAACUCCCCAGAAUCCCCACCCACUCCCGCCACUACCCUCAACCCUCGUCCGCUCACCAGCCAUCCCCCUGGUGCGGCAUCGUCCUCUCCUCCAUCCCCUCACUCCCCUUCCACAUCUACAUCCGCAAACCACGCAGCUCGUCAACACGAUCAAGCGUUCGCUACACAUGGGGUCCCACCCGUCCCUCCCAUCCCUGCCGCCCUGCGUGAAAAAUCCGCCUCGCCGAGCCCGAAAGAUAGUCACAGGCCUAAAACGGCGCCGAGCAGCGGGACUGUGAGUGGGAAUGGCAGUAUCUCUGUCCGUAAGAGUCGGGCGCUUAAACGAGGUGUAGUGGGAAGUCGGAGUGUUAAUGAGGGGAAUGGGAGCCGUCCUAGGAGCGAUACUGGUGUGAGUGGUAGUGGGAUCGUGGAGAGGGAUGGGAGUAGGGGGGAGAGAGGAAGGGGUAGGGGGGCGGGGACGGGGGUGGUGAAGAAACCAGAUUUUAGUGGGUUUUUGGAUAGUAUUGAUGUGGAUGGUGGUGAGGACGACGAGGACGGAUACGAAGAGGAUGGGGGACUAGGGGCUAAAAAAGCGCCUUACUAGACAAGCGUAGUCUCGGGCGGCCGGUUUUGGUAUAGCAGGUUCUUGGUGGUGUCAUGUCUGUCGUGUAUACAGACAGGUUUCGCUUCACUUCCGACUACAUCUCCAGCCUUUCCUUAUAGCGUUCUUGCUCCCCUCUUGUUUUUUCUCCCUUACUACCUAUGUAAGUGAGCAAACUCUGUAAAUUGGUCGGUCUCUUUUAAAAGCGUCCUUGUAUCGCGUUCUAUUGUAGUAUAAUUUCUUGUGUAUGAAAAAGAAGCUCCUGAAAAAGAGUUGGUCGAAAAUAAUACAAUCUUAACCCAGG
Molecule: messenger RNA, 4130 nt
Organism: Lindgomyces ingoldianus
Lineage: Eukaryota; Fungi; Ascomycota; Dothideomycetes; Pleosporales; Lindgomycetaceae
Exons: 2
Coding region: 200-3829 (1209 amino acids)
Biological process (GO): protein localization to plasma membrane
Cellular component (GO): plasma membrane
Source: RefSeq, a predicted model, not a curated record